Molecule: messenger RNA, 867 nt
Organism: Haliotis rubra (blacklip abalone)
Lineage: Eukaryota; Metazoa; Mollusca; Gastropoda; Lepetellida; Haliotidae
Exons: 4
Coding region: 15-437 (140 amino acids)
Source: RefSeq, a predicted model, not a curated record
CGUCGGUGUUCAAAAUGGCCGCGAAUAUUCUGUUGCCCUCAUGGAUUUUACUUAGCUGCGUUACAGGUGCACUGUCUGAAACUUGCUACGGGGCGGACGAGUCAAUCACCUGUAUUUUCGGAUGUUGUGAGGACGCGUAUUUUGUUUACUGUUGUUUGAGUAAUGGAGCCGGCAUUGGUAUCAUCUGCGCAUGCCUGGCAGUUGUCCUGAGUUGCAUAGGAGCAUGCUGUCGACAAGCUCACAGAGGAAAUAUCCAGAGACGGACUGAUGUGAUGCAUACGGCUCAACCACCUAACGUUGCAGUGGUUGCGAACACCGCAAAUCAGGGCGCCUACGGUAACCAACAGAUGCCACAAUACCCUCCCCUCGCCUACCCGGGACCCCCAACAGCCCCACCCUACCCGGUUGCCCCUGCAGCCUAUCCCCCAAAGUACUGACACCGGACGUGAAGCACACGGGCAUUGGAUAUGAUCAUCACAUAGCGUGUCUUUUUAAUUGGGGAGGGAGGUUGCAGAUCUCAGAUAUAUUUGAUUGACAGGUACAAUAUGCACAUACGCAUUAUAUAUUUUAAAAAAGGUCGGAUUUAUAUUCAUCACACAACAUGUUUAUAAAUUGAUGGAUUUCGGGUCUAUCUGAUUCACAAGUACAUAACGCAUACAAUGUAAUACGCUACAGAUAAAUAUUUUGUUGAAAGAAUUGAUGGAGUCGUAAUCAUCGUGUAACUGCACACUGUAAUGAUUUCCAUACGUGUAAUCUUCUAAUUACGAAUUUAUUCUUAACGUUAUUUCGUUGGAUCUAACAAUGUCUAAACACAGGGUUUGGUUGUUUUAGUGGAGAACUUUUCACAAUAAAAUGUAUUUUUAUUAA